AGGAGGGAACAUGGCUCACUUUGGAAUUGUAUGUGCCCCCUUGAGCCCUUUUGGCUUCCAUGCACCUUGGCAGCAUCCUGGGUGUUAAUUUGUGUGGCCCGAAAGGCAGCAGCUUCUCAGUGUGAACUCUGUUUUCUAGCUGGUGUGAUCCCCCCAGAUUCAGUGCUUCAUUUUGAUGUACUUCUGAUGGAUAUCUGGAAUUCAGAAGAUCAGGUUCAGAUUCAUACUUACUUCAAGCCCCUCAGUUGCCCUCGGACCAUCCAGGUGUCUGAUUUUGUAAGGUACCACUACAAUGGAACAUUCUUGGAUGGAACACUGUUUGAUUCGAGUCACAAUCGUAUGAAAACGUAUGACACAUACGUGGGAAUUGGCUGGCUGAUUCCUGGAAUGGAUAAAGGGCUGUUGGGGAUGUGUGUGGGAGAAAAGCGCAUCAUCACCAUUCCUCCUUUUCUGGCCUAUGGAGAAGAUGGAGAUGGUUUGAUUCCCACGUCACCGCUCUUGCUACAACGGCCUGUUUCCCUUAUGGGCGUCUUAGCAGAUGCAUACGGCAUGAACACAGACAGUGUCUGGCAACAAGACGAUGCCUGGAUGUGCAGCCAGGUAGCCAUAAGACCCCAGAGAGUUCCCUUGUCCCUUCGCCAUGUGCGGAUACAGCAAAAACACACCAUCUAUGAACCAGGAAGUGGGCCCUCACCAGACACCAGAUCUGUGAUCUGCUGGUGUCUUGGUCCUGGCUGCCAGCCUAUGGAACUCUGA
Messenger RNA from Hippopotamus amphibius kiboko, 756 nucleotides. RefSeq names its product peptidyl-prolyl cis-trans isomerase FKBP10-like. Lineage: Eukaryota; Metazoa; Chordata; Mammalia; Artiodactyla; Hippopotamidae. Gene Ontology annotation, molecular function: peptidyl-prolyl cis-trans isomerase activity. The coding region runs from base 31 to 756 and encodes 241 amino acids. The record is from RefSeq and is a predicted model, not a curated record. The transcript is spliced from 4 exons.